This is a messenger RNA of Coccidioides posadasii C735 delta SOWgp, 507 nucleotides long. It is a transcript of the gene MAGO2, whose product is annotated as Protein mago nashi 2. Gene Ontology annotation, biological process: RNA splicing. Lineage: Eukaryota; Fungi; Ascomycota; Eurotiomycetes; Onygenales; Onygenaceae. The record is from RefSeq and is a predicted model, not a curated record. Gene Ontology annotation, cellular component: exon-exon junction complex; nucleus. Gene Ontology annotation, molecular function: ATP binding.
AUGUCGAACCUAAACAAUCAGAGCGAGCCUUUCUACCUUCGUUACUACUCAGGGCAUUCUGGGCGGUUUGGGCAUGAGUUUCUAGAAUUCGACUUUCGCACUCUCGGCGACGGUCGCAGUGCCGCAGUACGCUAUGCGAAUAACUCGAAUUAUCGGAAUGACUCGUUGAUCCGUAAAGAAAUGUGCGUGAGCUCUCUUAUGAUUGCAGAGCUUAAACGGAUUAUCAAGGAGAGUGAGAUAAUGAAGGAAGAUGAUUCGAAGUGGCCACAGAAAAAUAAGGACGGGCGCCAGGAAUUAGAGAUCAAGCUUGGGAAUGAGCAUAUCUCGUUUGAGACAGCAAAGAUAGGAUCUCUUGUCGACGUGACCGAGUCUGCGGAUCCAGAAGGUCUACGGGUAUUUUACUAUCUCGUCCAAGACCUGAAAGCUUUUAUCUUCUCCUUGAUCUCUUUGCAUUUCAAGGUGAGUCUGGCCAUUUCGCAAUGUUAUUUCAGUAUUCCCAUGAUUUAA